CAUGAUCUCUUGAGUUUUCUAAUGCUUCCACAAAUCCUCUCAUCAGUGCUUCAGAAAAUUCCAGGUCGAUGCAAUCUUGAGCCAUGGCAGCUACUCUAGAUUGGGUCAUGAACGACCUUAAGCAUUGCAGCGAGGAAAGGGGAACAUAUGAAAUCAGACUUCCGAUCCUGACAUGACUCUAAGAAGGCUACCGCAGAUCGAGCUGAUCUCUACACUACCUCAUAGUUAGGGCGGUGCUUUGGAAUAUAUGUGAUUGACAUAACGAUUUGCAGUAUUGCGUACACCGAACACCAGACACACAAUGCCUCAGUAUGUCCACCCGCUGAGAAUGAGCAUAAGACACGUGACACGCUGCCACAUGCGACUGUAAACUUAACUCUGCCCUCUUUCCAACCAGCACCCAAAGUUCAUCUCAACAUGGACUUCGUAUGCACUAUCUGCAAAAAGCGAUUCGAUACUAGCAAAGGUCUCAAAAAUCACACCGGCACCAGUAACGUCUCCGCUCAGAGGCCGCACCCAUGUUCCCGAUGUCCCCGAACGUUUUGCAGCAAGCAGAGCCUGCGGCUUCAUCAGAAAGCGCUAUCCCAUACCAAGACGCUUAGCUGUGGUAUCUGCAACAAAUGGUUUGGUAGCAAGCAAGCCUUAAAAAUGCACACGGGCUCAGAUUCCCACGCAAAGAAGCAGUCAAGAUCUGUACCGUCAGCCACGUCGGUAGCGAACUCCAAUAUGCCAGCCAAUAGGCGCAGGACUCAACCAACCCCUCUAGCCGCAGGGGGGAACAGGCAGAUAUCGACAAGAAACGAUACCGAUGUUGAGCAAGCUAGCAGUGAGAGCGAUGACGCUAGCAGUGGGAGCUAUGAUGGAGUUUGGAUGGUCCCCGGGCAGACAAUUUUGGAUGAUGACCAGGACUGGGCGCUAUGCGAUACAGAUUGUGGAUGGUGCGGACAUUGCGCCGAUGGCAUGUACUUCUAG
Periconia digitata is the source of this 972-nucleotide messenger RNA. The record is from the annotation of a GenBank genome assembly. NCBI's taxonomy places the organism in Eukaryota, Fungi, Ascomycota, Dothideomycetes, Pleosporales, Periconiaceae.